UAGCUCGUUAGCCCCACCCCGCAGGAUCACGCACGCCCGCACGCACGCCUCCCACAGCCGUCGUGUCAGUAAUCCUCUCUCGGUCAUCAUGGCGGAGAUCAAAACGGGAAUCUUUGCUAAAAACGUGCAGAAGCGGCUGAACCGCGCGCAGGAGAAGGUUUUGCAGAAACUGGGAAAAGCAGAUGAAACCAAAGAUGAGCAGUUUGAACAAGUGGUUUCCAACUUCAAGAGACAGGAGUCUGAAGGCUCACGGCUGCAGCGGGAAAUGAAGGCCUACAUGUCUGCGAUCAAAGGGAUGCAGCAGGCCUCUAUCAACCUGACCCAGUCUCUGCAUGAAGUCUACGAGCCGGACUGGCAUGGAAAAGACGAGGUCCUGACGAUUGGAAAGGACUGUGAUGCCUUGUGGGAAGACUUCCACAACAAACUGGUGGACUCUACCCUCUUGAACCUGGAUGAGUACCUGCUGCAGUUCCCAGACCUCAAGACCCGCGUGGCCAAAAGGAGCCGGAAACUGAUCGACUACGACAGCGCACGCCACCAUUUGGAAACUCUGCAAACAUCGGGGUUAAAGAAUGACCGCAAAAUCACAAAGGCGGAAGAAGAGUUGAGAAAGGCUCAGAGAGUGUUUGAUGAGCUGAACGUUGGUCUGCAGGAUGAACUGCCAACUUUGUGGGACCGCCGGGUUGGCUUCUACAUUAGCACCUUUAAGAGUGUGACGAGUCUGGAGGCAAAGUUUCAUCGUGAAAUCUCAUUGGUCUGCAGAGAGUUGUAUGAGGUGAUGACCCAGCUGCGUGAGCAGCACUCUGACAAAAUCUUCACCAUUCAAGGAGCCCCAAGUGAUUCAGGACCUUUGCGUCUGGCGAGGACCCCAUCACCGCCAGAGGAUGAGAGCCCCCCGGAGAGCCCUGACAUGAGCUACAACAACAGGCUCCGCCCUGUCUCACCUGGUCCACCACGACCCAAAUCUCCUGUACAGCUGAAAAAGGGGCCACCAGUGCCUCCUCCACCAAAGGUCACACCUACAAAGGAGCUAGCUGAGGAGCAGAUCAUUGACCUGUUUGGUGGGGACUUCCUACCAGCACCUUCACCCUCACAGCCCAACGAGCGACCAGGGGAGUCCCUGCUUGAUUUAGACUUUGAUGCUUUUCAACCGGAUGAAAGUGUUUCACCAAUACCUCAGACAGCCGUGCCGUGGGACAUGUGGUCGGGAAACUCCCAGCCCGCACAGCCUGUUGCUGAUACCGGUUUUGUGGCUGAAUGGACUGCUGAUUUUGGUUCAAUGUCAGCAAACGGAGAAGCUGCUUCCUCGGCUGACGCUUUCACCACGGGGCUGCAAGAGGGCCAGGGCGGAGCUCAGGAAGGGACUCUGGUUGGAGAUGGAGACACAAAGACAUCUCCUCAGGACAAAGAGCUGGUGGACGAGGUUGCCAGUUCUUUUAAUGGAUUUACACAGGACGCAGGUGACCCGUCAUUCUUCGCAGAUUUUGAUAACAUAAAUGAUGUUAACAGCAAUUCAUCCAAAGACCCUGAAGCAUCUGGAACAGAAACCGUUGGCUCAGCAGAGGCUACUGAUGAACAGGAUAAAUGUGAAACUCCCCCAGCUGGGGCAGAGGAGCCCAAAAGUCCACCUCUUCCCUAUGAUGAGAAACCUCCAAGUCCUCAGGGGGAGGAAGAGGUGGUGGAACCUCAACCAAGUCCUACUGAUGAAGUGGAAGAACCAAAAGCUUCCCUCUCAGAUCAAGAUGAACAAGGAAAACAUUCAGAGGAGGAAAAACCGACUGCUUCAUUUGGAGCUGCAGACUCUGAGCAGGUGGAGCCCUUCACAGUUCCUCCAGCUGAAGAGACCAAAACUACUUCAGAUGAAGCUGCUACAUCGGAACAGAUGCCGAUCCCCUCUGUGGUAAUUGAACCGGCCUCCAGCAAUGAAGGCGAUGAUGAUCGUGAUGCCGACAUCAUCUCUCCCACCACCAUCAGUGACAAUGGCGUGGCAAUUCCAACUCAACCUAUCAAACACAUGAGCCCCUCAGGCUCAGCGUCAGGACUUCCUGAUGACUUUUUGUACAAGGUGGAGACUAUGCAUGACUUUGAGGCUGCAAACUCUGAUGAGCUGGAUCUAAAGAGAGGGGAUAUUGUUUUGGUGAUUCCCACAGCUUCAGUGGAAGAUCAGGAUGCAGGAUGGCUCACGGGGUUCAAAGAAAACGACUGGCUAACACUUGGUGUUGGUGCUCAAAAAGGACUUUUCCCAGAAAACUUUACCCAGCGUUUGGAGUGAACUACCUUUUCUCCUUCAAAACAAUAUUUGAAAAACUUUAAAGUCAUUGCACAGGCAAUGUCUUCAGAAUGCAGUCAGUUGACCUGCAGGAGAUUAACCUGAUGCAGCGGCAUGGCUUAGGGGAACCAGUCUAGUUUAAAAAAAUAAAAAAAUAUGUGUAACUGUCAAGUACGUAGUGUUUUUUUUUUGUUUUCUUUGCUUCUUGAGAAGCCAUCUAAAAGCAUGAAAUUUAAGGUUGAUGUAUGGAAACGAAGUUUGUAUAACAAUAAAAGAAACUUUGCUCUAUUGGAAGAACUACAGUAUCUUAAAAACUCCAGCAAUCGAAGUCAAUUGAUUGCUCGGACAGAAGCUGUACUCUGCACCUGGUGUGUUGUAUGAUUUUGUGGUUCUGCUGUGUGGUCUGGACAAGCUGUAGUCUUUGUGAUUCAAAUGUUUUCUAGUGUAACAUCAGUAUUAAUUCCCACAAAGGAUUCCUGUCACUCUUUGAUUACUCCUAAUGAAUUCCUAUAUAAUAGUUGACUGUGCUGUUCUAGAUAUUCACGUGGAAUCACCUCCGUGAUGAGUUCUUUAGUUUCCCCCAAAAUGAAAACAUUGUAGACCAUGUAUGGAUCUUAGAAUUGGUCAACCAAAUACUUACAACCAUUGUGACAUUUGACCCUUGUCUUAUCCAACAAUAUAAAAAGAUUCCUAAAUGUUUUCACAAAGGGAAGAUCUGGACGUGUGUACUUGUAUCAAGUAACAAAUCCGAUAUGCAAUAAUUUUUUUCUGUUAUAUUCUGCUCUCAAACAUUGUAUUGUGGAACACCUGACCUUGUUUGACUGAAGAACAGUCUUGAUUCUUAAAUGUGGUUUGAAUGCUAUAAUUACAUGUCAAGACCAAUAAACAGUAGUGGAUAAAACUCA
Oryzias melastigma (Indian medaka) is the source of this 3174-nucleotide messenger RNA. It is a transcript of the gene amph, whose product is annotated as amphiphysin. Gene Ontology annotation, cellular component: plasma membrane; cytoplasm; synaptic vesicle. The record is from RefSeq and is a predicted model, not a curated record. Gene Ontology annotation, molecular function: protein binding; phospholipid binding. Bases 89 to 2272 code for a protein of 727 amino acids. Lineage: Eukaryota; Metazoa; Chordata; Actinopteri; Beloniformes; Adrianichthyidae. The transcript is spliced from 23 exons. Gene Ontology annotation, biological process: synaptic vesicle endocytosis.